AUGUCUUCGAUGAAGCCACCUGAUGACUACAAAGGCCGCCCACAUGCCAGUGAUAUCAGAUGUCAUGACAAAUUCGUCGAGGAGGCAUCAUCGUCCACAUAUCAGGCUUUUGGUGGCGACAUCCAGCCGGAGCCACUAUCGAAUAAUAAUCAUGAAGCUAUAGAUAGGUUGCAAUACCAGCAGGGACAAGUAGUGUCGCACCAUCAUCCCCAUCAUCCCCAGUAUCAGUUUCAACAGCAGCUGCAACAGCAACAACAGCAGCAGCAUCACCAUACCUCUCCUUUGGCCAAAGCAAAUCUAGGACAGCAACAAAAUCCCGCUGCUCCGGCUGGAGGCCAUUCCUCAGCCCAUAAAAUUGUUUCACCAAAUUCGACAACAACAAAAUCAGCAGCCACGGCGACCACAGCGGCUCGACGUUACUCACGGUUUGAAUGCACAGAUGAGCUGGAACGACGUGUGAGCAGUGGCAGUACAGGCGGCGGAGCGACAAGUGUAAGCGGCAGCAUUGGCAAUAUCUUUGGACGAUCAGGUGAAUAUCAAAGUGCUGUGAGUGGCAGUGGUGGUGAUGUAGGCCAACAGCACCAGCAGCAACAACAACAACAAUACGGCACAGGGCGUUCUUAUGCUGAGGCCAGAUUUAAACGAGGCAGUGUUUACGGCGAUACAUCGAAUAAAUAUUCAACGAUUGGUGGCAGUAGUAGUAGUGGUAUUAGUGGCAGCUAUGCCAGUGGUCUGGAUGGCAGUCAGAGAGGUACUGUGAAUGGCUAUGAGGUAACAUCGAGCAAGCAUUCGGAUGGUGAUGGUCCAAAACGAGCUCAGCAGGCACAACACACGGACGGUAACACAGCACCAGCGUCGUCGUCAUCAGCAACAGGUUCAUAUUCCACAACAAGUUGUACCAGCACACCUCUGAGGCAACGCCUGCCCUCGCAAGCGGGUCUCAGUGAUCUCAGUUCAGCGAAUCCGGGUAUAUUUGUGGGCGGCAUUGGUGGCAGUAACAUUUACUGCAACAACAUACAAACACCCAGCACAUUUAAUAGCAGCAAUCUCGGUGUCAAUUAUUCCAGUGUAGCUGGUCCCACUACGCAACAGGUCCUGUGGGUGGUAGUGGUACAACCGGAAGCGGAGAUUGUGGCAUUGUUGGUACUGCAGCAGCAGGAGCAACAGCAACAGGAGCAUCGUCUGGUUCCGCAUCGGCCUCAACACCAUCAGCAGGUGGAGGAGGCAGCGGCGUCGCCAGUGUUCCCAGACGCCAGGGCAGUUUUACGAAUGUGUUUUCGAAAAUAA
This is a messenger RNA of Musca domestica (house fly), 1287 nucleotides long. Its product is annotated as box A-binding factor-like. The record is from RefSeq and is a predicted model, not a curated record. Bases 1 to 1287 code for a protein of 428 amino acids. The transcript is spliced from 4 exons. NCBI's taxonomy places the organism in Eukaryota, Metazoa, Arthropoda, Insecta, Diptera, Muscidae.